Fulvia fulva is the source of this 1713-nucleotide messenger RNA. RefSeq lists its product as uncharacterized. The transcript is spliced from 3 exons. Bases 1 to 1713 code for a protein of 570 amino acids. NCBI's taxonomy places the organism in Eukaryota, Fungi, Ascomycota, Dothideomycetes, Mycosphaerellales, Mycosphaerellaceae. The record is from RefSeq and is a predicted model, not a curated record. Gene Ontology annotation, molecular function: protein binding.
AUGCUGUGCCUCUUGCGGCAGUGCCAGGAACACUUCUUCGACCACGCCCACCAACCUCCGGACCACGUUUCCUCUCGCCACACAAGCAUGGAGCAAGUCCAGAAGCUGGCGAAGACCCAAAAUGAGACAGAUCGGCUAGCAUUGCUACACCAACUGGUCGAUCAGUUGAACUCAAAGGAGAGACAUGCUCUCGCUCGCAUCAUCAGCGUCAAGAACGAUCGACUGGCCGCCCUACCUGUCGAGCUGGUCAUUCAAAUACUGAGCAACCUUGACUUCCUCUACACCUGGAAGCUGCAGCUGGUCUGCCAGCAAUGGCGCGACAUCCUCUCUUCCGAACAGAUCGUCGACGCAGCCUUGAAACGCUGGGAUACUCACAGGCCCGAAGAUCGUGUCAAGUCAUCUCCGACCGUUGAAGCGUCCAAAGACAUUCUUCGCCGGCUGCAGUCUUGGAGACUCGGGCGCCCAUUCACGAGAUGCGCAAAGCAUAUCGACAUUCGCGAUACGGGCGGUGAUCACCCGCACCGCUACCAAGCAAGUAGAACUUCUGCACUAUCCGGUCACUACUUUGCCUACUUUGAGAUUUCGCCAAGAAGUGAUCAGGCCGUCGUGGUGUUGAAUCUCGUCACGGGCACCAGAACCAGGUACCACGGUACUGCGCGAGAGCCCAUCUUGAGGUUCGCUCUGUCCAACGACAUCAUUGCAUACACCAACUUCCACGGCAAGCUCUAUACUUGCAAGCAUGAUGACAUACAGCUAGGUAGCGUCCAACUAUCAUCGGCUAUCUACCAAGCCUUCAGCGCGGAGCGAGAUAUCGUUGGAAUCGUUAUGCAGGCUAGAAGCUCUCGUCCCGCUACGGUUAUCCUCUACAACUGCAGCAAUUGCACCAUGCGCAAUUUCGAAAUCGAACCAGUCAAAGUCCCAGCCGAGGCGCUGCCUGACCUGGCAUUUGACCCAGGGUGUUCGAUCAGGACGCUGCUAAUCAGUGUAGACGCCCGAACAGUAGACAUCUUCGGGCAGCAAGAUCUGACUACCGAUGAAUCCGGUAAGUCGCAAAACGUCUACGUCGAACACAGACGCUAUGCCUUCGACGGCAAGUAUCUCAGCUCCUCUUCCUGGAGACGGACUGGGACACGGGCUAAGGCCCCAUGGCCAUAUGACUAUGACCGCUUCGAACUCACUGAUCUCCACCACACUGGUAUCGGCGGACACUACGUCUUCCGAUCACCUGUGCAGCAGUCAGCGGAUCAGCUUCCGUCUCUUUCGACCAGGACGCCCCCACGCCAGAUGCUUCUCUGCUUCGAUGCCGAAGCCGCAAGGUUGAAAGAGUACGCCCUACCUAUUGAUUACCAGCAAUCGCGAGGUCAAGGUCACGAUGACGGCGGUCGAGCGAAUCGCUCACGUCCUAUGUUGUGGAAGAAUCUGGAGAUCCGCGCGGCUGAGUCCCUGUACUUCAGUACAAUGAGUGACACAGACCGGCAUAGAAUACAAAACAGGCUGCAGCUCAGGUCCCGAGGCAAUGAACGACAAAGCCAAGUGCUGGUCAACGAGUCUUUUGUCGUCGCAACAUCUUGGCUGAGCCAGGCAAAAGAGUGGCAUGCCGACAUAUUUUGCUUCGAAGAGAACCUUGACUGGGCAGUCCAUGGCUCCGAAGUCAUUCCCACAAACUUCUGGAAUGCCGCUCCAAGCACGAACGAAACAGGUCAUGGAGAAUAA